Messenger RNA from Acanthosepion pharaonis, 1233 nucleotides. The record is from the annotation of a GenBank genome assembly. NCBI's taxonomy places the organism in Eukaryota, Metazoa, Mollusca, Cephalopoda, Sepiida, Sepiidae.
AUGCAUAUAUCUAUCUAUCUAUCUAUCUAUCUAUCUAUCUAUCUAUCUAUCUAUCUAUCUAUACUUUUACAAACUUUGAGGGCUUUUGCCGUCAGACUUAGGUUUUUAUUUUUCUUUUACUUAAUUAUCUGGCUUUUUUCCAUUCUUUCGUUUUUCACUUUUUCUUUCUCAUUUUCUCUGUCAUUUGCUACUCCUCCAUUUCUUCUUCAUUCUGCCAUCCGCCAUUUUCUUUUAUCGUUCAUUAAUUCUUUACUUCCGUUUUGUCUAAGUCAUUACAUUUACUUUCUUGUUUGUUUUUACUUUCAUCUAAUAUUUUCUUUGAGUUUGUCUUUUACGUUUUUAAUUUUUUUCUCUUUCUUUGUUUCUGUUUUGUUUAUUUCUUUCUUUUUCUUGUUUUCUUUUCUCGAUUUGUUACUUUCCUCUUUUUUCCUUUUUUUUUGUUGUUGCAUUGCUUUCUUUCUUUGCCGCGUCACUUUUACCGUAUUUCUUUCCUUCUUUGUACUAUACUUUUUCUUUCUUUGCUACUUUAUUUUUUCUUUCCUUUUCUUUCUUUCUUUCUUUCUUUCUUUCUUUCUUUGCUACAUUACUUUUUCUUUCUUUCUUUCUUUCUUUCUUUGCUACAUUACUUUUUCUUUCUUUCUUUCUUUCUUUGCUACUUUACUUUUUCUUUAUUUCUUUGCUACUUUACUUUUCUUUCUUUCUUUCUUUCUUUCUUUCUUUCUUUCUUUGCUACUUUACUUUUUCUUUCUUUUUUCUAUCUUAGCUACUUUUUCUUUCUUUCUUUGCUACUUUACUUUUUCUUUCUUUGCUACUUUAGUUUUUUUCUUUCUUUCUUUCUUUGCUACUUUACUUUUUCUUUCUUCUUUUCUUUCUUUCUUUGCUACUUUGACUUUUCUUUCUUUCUUCCUUUGCUACUUUACUUUUUCUUUCUUUGCUACUUUAGUUUUUUUCUUUCUUUCUUUCUUUACUACUUUACUUUUUCUUUCUUUCUUCUUUUCUUUCUUUCUUUGCUACUUUGACUUUUCUUUCUUUCUUCCUUUGCUACUUUACUUUUUCUUUCUUUGCUACUUUAGUUUUUUCUUUCUUUCUUUCUUUCUUUCUUUCUUUCUUUCUUUGCUACUUUACUUUUUCUUUCUUUCUUUUUUCUUUCUUUCUUUUUUCUUUUUUUCUUUCUUUGCUACUUUGACUUUCUUUCUUUCUUCCUUUGCUACUUUUUCUUUCUUUGCUACUUAA